AUGCGCGCCCCCGGCUAUCGCGGGGUCCCCAACGUGCGCCCUGCGCAGCUGCUCCAGUUGCUGCUGCCGCUGCUGCUCGUACCGCUGUUGGGAGCACCCCGAGGCGCAGAGGCGGGCGCGUUGGCCGAGCUGCGGGUCCGCGUGCGGCUGCCCGACGGCCAGGUAACCGAGGAGAGCCUGCAAGCGGACAGCGACGCCGACAGCAUCAGCCUCGAGCUGCACCAGCCGGACGGCACCCUGGUCUCCUUCACUGCCGACUUCAAGAAGGACGUGAAGAUCUUCCGGGCCCUGAUCCUGGGGGAGCUGGAGAAGGGGCAGAGUCAGUUCCAGGCACUGUGCUUUGUCACUCGGCUGCAGCACAAUGAGAUCAUCCCGAGCGAUGCCAUGGCCAAGCUCCGGCAAAAAAACCCACGGGCCGUGCGGCAGGCAGAGGAAGUCCGGGGCUUGGAGCAGCUGCACAUGGACGUGGCCGUCAACUUCAGCCAGGGGAGCCUGCUGAGCCCCCACCUGCACAACGUGUGUGCCGAGGCUGCUGAUGCCAUCUACACCCGCCAGGAGGAUGCACGGUUCUGGCUGGAGCAAGGUGUGGACAGCUCUGUGUUCGAGGCUCUGCCCAAGACCUCCGAGCAGAUGUCGCUGCCUCGCUGCGGGCAGCUGGGCGACCGUGGGAAGGCCUGCAUGUGCCGCUACAGCCUGAGCCUGGCUUGGUACCCCUGCAUGCUCAAGUACUGCCACAGCCGUGACCGGCCAGCGCCCUACAAGUGCGGCAUCCGCAGCUGCCGCAAGAACUACAGCUUCCACUUCUACGUGCCUCAGAGGCAGCUGUGUCUCUGGGACGAAGACCCCUAGCCGGACUGGCCAGACAGAGUAGGCCUAGGGAAGGGGCCACCGUGGGUGCUGCCCCAGCCCCUGAGGCUGGGUUGCUCUUCCGUUCCCCCACUGGCCUAACCCUGGCACCCCUGGCCCUAUCUUCUGUGACUGUGAAGGGGUUGGUGUGGCAGCUCAGAGGGCCACAUCAGAAAGCAGCCUCCUGCCCCACUCCUCACCCUGCUCCCAGCCUGUGUCUUGCUGGGGACAGAGAGGGACAGGUGGGGUCCUCCAAGCUUGCACCCCAUCCCUUCCCCAUCCCUUCUCCAUCUCCCCUGAAGUGGUUCCUUUGAAGCAACCGAAAUGUGACAGUCUAAGUAUCUUCUCUGGAACACUUUCAGGGUUCCUGUCCUAAGGGAGCCUCUUCCUGCUCCGCCCACCCCUGCACACAGCUGGGAGGGGUGGGCUGCCGCACACCCUCCCCUCCCCAACAAAGGGGGCAAACUGCAGAGUCUUCUCAUUUCGGCCCCACCCCAGGGCCUCCUGUGUGGUGGUGGGCAGAGCCCCUGCCCCACCACAGACUCAGACUAACCGCGUGCCUUUCCCAGACCUGGACUUGGCCACUAAGAGUCCAUGCCAGCUCUGUCCCCUCCACGCCGAGAUAUUUUUUAAGGCUCUGGGGCAGGGAGGGAGAGUGAAGUAUGUGGAACACUUGAUUUCCAGAUUUUUAAUGCAAAGUAUUUAUCGUUUGUACCAGAAGUAAAAGUUUUAAGUUUGUACUUGGC
This is a messenger RNA of Ochotona curzoniae (black-lipped pika), 1592 nucleotides long. RefSeq names its product out at first homolog (gene OAF). The transcript is spliced from 4 exons. Lineage: Eukaryota; Metazoa; Chordata; Mammalia; Lagomorpha; Ochotonidae. The coding region runs from base 1 to 849 and encodes 282 amino acids. The record is from RefSeq and is a predicted model, not a curated record.